AUGACGGUCUCAAUUAAUCUACAGCAUUCAUUAAGUGACCUAGGUCUCGAUUCACAACGAUUUACAAACAAGGAUGACAUAAAACCUUGGUUACAAAACUAUCUAUUGCAAAAGAAAGGGAUUCAUGUUGUAAUUGCAAGAUCAGAUGCAAAUAAGAUUGUAUUUAGAUGUAAGUCAGAUAAAAGCAAAGAGACACCAGAGAAAUUAAGUAUAGGCUCUAGACGCCAAAUCUCAUGCCCAUUCAAGGUUCGAGCCAACUACUCUAUAAGAAACCAUGUGUGGACAUUGGUUGUUAUGAAUGAAAAUCAUGAUCAUGAAUUAGAUAAUUUUGGUUUAAUGCAGCAAAGUAAGCUUGCGUAUUUGUUUAACCACCAUAAAAAUGAUGAAUCUGGACUCCUUUCACUGGGAUCCGAUGAUUCUACGGCAGCAGCAUUAACAACUUCUUCGAAAAGCAAUACAUCUUCGGACGUAUUCAGCUCGUUUAUUCCAUCAACAGAAAUGGUCUCACCAAAUGAAGUACACAAUACCAAUCAUCUAACCCUGUCGAUUGAUGAGUUGAAGGAUACGGUCACGUCUAAACACAAUAGCGAUAGUGAAAAAAUUCUUGGUACCUUUGAGGAGGAACAAAAGAGUAAGAAGAGAAAAGUAUCUAGGGGUCAUAAUGUUAAAAGAAGAAAGACUAAAAGUGAUACUAUCUCAGUCCAUGAUGAAGACCAAGGAUCUCCGCAAGAUAAAUCGGGCAAAGAGGUAGUGAAUGAUCUUAGAGAGCAAGUUAAUUUAUUAAUUUCCAAUACUAUUAUUAACAACCAAAACUUCACCAAUAAGGAAAAGUCAAUGAUGAUUAAAUCGUUUUUUUCUCGCUUUAUUAGUGACUAUAAAGGUAUUAUCAAUACCGUAGCAAAUCAACAGAAAAUGGCACUAAACAGUUGGUUUAACACCCCUAAUACUGCUCAAACUAGCUUGAAUUCGCAUGCAAACACUAAUUUAAUUCCACUAUCUCCCUUAUUAAACGAUACAGAUACAGAGUAUACAAGUGCUACCCCAAAUAACAGCAAUAACCAGUCGAUAGAUAAUUUGACACAUCUUCCAAAUAUGUCGUUGGGAUCAUCUCUAAUAACAAAUAUUGGAGCUUCAGCUAAUAGUAUAGGUCCAUCAAAUUCCAAUGCAAACAAUAAUUACAACAAUUUUAUUGUUCCGCCGCAAAUGCAGUUGCUGCAAAUUCAAAACCAAAAUCAGCAAUUACCUUCAUUCAACACUAUUCAGAACCAGCUUCCCCUUUCACCUACUUCGCUAGCGAAUAACUCCACUGCUUCAUUGUUUGUGAAUAAUUUCAAUACGAACUUAAAUUCAAACUCGUCAUCAUUAAUCCCACCUAUAAACAAUUCCAAUACCAAUACAACCCUCAACCCUUCUCAUCUAUUAAAGUCAUCCAAUAAGAAUAAUGUAUUCAAUAAUAGCAUGAACCUGCCAGCAUCUAGUAACUUACUUAGUCGGAACGAAUACAAACAAAACAGUUCAUUAAACCCAAUUAACAAUAAUAUAGCCCUGUCAAACGCUAUAAGUUUAAAUACAAAUCAAAGUUCUGGGCCAAUAUCUAACAACAAUACACUGAAUAGUUCUACUGUUAAUUAUGGUGGUUUAUCAUCGCCGAAUAAUAAUAUCAUUAAUCCAAAUCUCCAUAAUAAUUCAACCAACGGAGCAUUUUACAACAAAGAAAUAGUCUCUGGAAACACAAGUAAUAUUCCACAAAAUUCUACAACAUCGAAUACUUCUGGUGCUCUUAAUCAUAUUGCAAGCUUGAAUGAUAAUGGAUGGUAG
Molecule: messenger RNA, 1818 nt
Organism: Debaryomyces tyrocola
Lineage: Eukaryota; Fungi; Ascomycota; Pichiomycetes; Serinales; Debaryomycetaceae
Source: the annotation of a GenBank genome assembly